Camelina sativa (false flax) is the source of this 2609-nucleotide messenger RNA. Its product is annotated as auxin response factor 18-like. Gene Ontology annotation, cellular component: nucleus. Lineage: Eukaryota; Viridiplantae; Streptophyta; Magnoliopsida; Brassicales; Brassicaceae. The record is from RefSeq and is a predicted model, not a curated record. Gene Ontology annotation, biological process: regulation of DNA-templated transcription; response to hormone. Gene Ontology annotation, molecular function: DNA binding.
AGAGUGUGUGAAUAUAUAUGUAUUGCGCCUGAUACCGUGAAACUUCUUCAAAAAAGGAAGCAGCUUUGGUUUGCUGCAGAUCGAGGUUAGGUAUGGAGAAGAAGUAAAUAAAAACUAAAAAACGGCGAGAAGUUUGUGAUUGUUGAGGCAAAACAACACGGAAUCUGAGAGAGAAGAGGAGAAGACAAAAAGAGAGAGAGAGAGAGAGAGAGAGAUCGGUUUCGUGGCUGAAGGAGAGAUUGUUUUUUAAUUAUUCUCUCAAUCAAUACGGACAUAACCGUCCGUUGUGUUGUUGUGUGUCCUUUGUUUUAUAAAGCAAAUAAAGUUUUGCUUUUUAUUUUUGGGGUUGCUCCAUUGAUGGGCCUUUUCUUUCUUCUCUCUCGUGUUUCUUUCAUGGGGUUUUAGUUAAAAGACUAGUGUUUACUGCGUGCCUCAAGGGUUUUUUCUUCUUCUUCUUCUACUGCUCUCUCAUCUGGGGUUCUUCUUCAAUGGCGAGUGUUGAAAGUGAUGAUGAUUUCAGAACUUCAUUGUCAAGGUCUUAUGAGGAUCAACUAUACACAGAGCUAUGGAAAGCUUGUGCAGGUCCAUUAGUUGAAGUUCCUCGUGCUGAAGAACGAGUUUUCUACUUCCCUCAGGGUCACAUGGAACAACUUGUGGCUUCUACUAAUCAGGGAAUCAAAUCAGAAGAAAUUCCUAAAUUUAUAUUUCCUCCAAAGAUACUUUGUCGAGUUCUUAAUGUCACAUUGAAGGCGGGGCAUGAGACUGAUGAAGUUUACGCUCAGAUCACAUUAAAACCAGAGGAACAUCAAAUUGAACCCACAAGUCUUGAUCCACCUCUGGUUGAACCAGCUAAGCAAAUGUUCCAUUCGUUUGUUAAGAUUUUAACGGCUUCAGAUACAAGCACUCAUGGUGGAUUCUCUGUUCUUCGUAAACACGCCACUGAAUGCUUGCCUGCCUUGGAUAUGACUCAAGCUACUCCUACUCAAGAACUUGUGACUAGAGAUCUUCAUGGCUUUGAGUGGAGGUUUAAGCAUAUUUUCAGAGGACAACCUAGGAGACAUUUGCUUACAACGGGUUGGAGUACAUUUGUAUCCUCGAAAAGACUUGUAGCUGGAGAUGCGUUCGUGUUCUUGAGGGGUGAGAAUGGAGAUUUACGGGUUGGAGUGAGGCGAUUAGCUCGACAUCAAAGCACGAUGCCUACUUCGGUUAUCUCAAGUCAGAGCAUGCAUUUGGGAGUUCUUGCUACAGCUUCUCAUGCUGUGGGUUCAAAAACAAUGUUUGUUGUGUUUUACAAGCCUAGGAUAAGCCAAUUCAUAGUUGGUGUGAACAAGUAUAUGGAAGCUAUAAAGCAUGGCUUUUCUCUUGGUACACGAUUCAGAAUGAGAUUUGAAGGAGAAGAGUCUCCUGAGAGAAUGUAUGUACUCAUUUCUUCUGAUCAUUCUUUUACAGUGUUCUUUGAUUCUGAAAUCUGGAGCGUCUUCAGAUUUACAGGUACGAUUGUGGGAACUGGUGAUCUAUCUUCAGAGUGGCCAGCUUCUAAAUGGAGGUCAUUGCAGGUGCAAUGGGAUGAGCCAACAACAGUUCAGAGACCAGACAAAGUCUCACCAUGGGAGAUCGAGCCUUUCUUGCCAACAUCCCCAAUUACAACCCCUGCUCAACAACCACAAUCGAAAUGCAAGAGGUCAAGACCCAUCGAGCCAUCGGUUAUAACACCAGCUCCACCUAGUUUCUUGUACAGCUUCCCUCAGAGCCAAGAUCCUGCCAAUGCAUCCCUUCAACUGUUCCAAGAUCCAUCACUUGAGAGAAGUUCAGGUGGAUACUCCUCGAACAACAGCCUCAUAGCCGAGACUCCUCCUCCUCCAACGAGUGGUUGCUAUAGGUUGUUUGGAUUUGAUCUCCCAAGCAAUCCCCCUGCUCCAAUCUUUUCAGACAAACAACUAAACGAUACUUAUGGAACUGCCAAGUGUCAAGAACCCAUCACUCCAACCUCAAAGAACGAGCAGAAGAAGCAGCAAACAUCCAAAAGUCGAACUAAAGUGCAAAUGCAAGGGAUUGCGGUUGGCCGUGCGGUUGAUUUAACGCUGUUGAAGUCAUACGAUGAAUUGAUAAAGGAGCUUGAGAGGAUGUUUGAGAUUCAAGGACAGCUUCGUCCUCGAGACAAAUGGGUCGUUGUCUUCACAGAUGAUGAAGGUGAUAUGAUGCUUGCUGGAGAUGAUCCAUGGAAUGAGUUUUGCAAGAUGGCCAAGAAGAUAUUUAUAUAUUCCAGCGAUGAAGUUAAGAAGAUGACAACAAAACGGAAGCUUUCUUCGUCGUUAGAGAAUGAAGAAUGAUGUUAAUCAUCGAAGUAGGUGGUGAGGGUUUAGCUGUUAAUUAAGGUUUAGUCCGGCGACGUCGUUUUUAGUACGUAAGGUUCCAUAGAGACUCGGUCUGUGUAUAUAAAGUCUCUUCUUUCUUUUCAUGUCAAUUUUUUCGGUUGGCGAUUUUAAAUAUUUCGGUUUUGGGACAGUGGUUGAUGGGUCGGUUCACAUCUUUAUGUACUUUGUUGUGUUCCAUAACCAUUCAAUUUUUCAAAACCAAGUAUGUACAUCAGUUAGUUAUGGGUUCGAAGA